Molecule: messenger RNA, 1061 nt
Organism: Solanum pennellii
Lineage: Eukaryota; Viridiplantae; Streptophyta; Magnoliopsida; Solanales; Solanaceae
Product: acidic leucine-rich nuclear phosphoprotein 32-related protein-like
Exons: 5
Coding region: 186-857 (223 amino acids)
Source: RefSeq, a predicted model, not a curated record
ACCCUUGUAAAAACCCAUAUAACUCUUCUCAACUCGAUUCAUUACUGAACUGUUUUUUCUUUUAUCUGGUUCGCCGCUAGUGUUUUGUCUUUUAUUAGUUUUCAUUAUCAACCAUCUCUGUUACAUCAUUCCGAUUUGAUUCUUUUUCAUUUGUUUUGUUUUUUGGUCCUGUAACAGUUGAUACAAUGGGAUUUUUGUAUCUUGUCGAUUUGGAUGAAUAUCCAAAAGAGGAUAUCGUCCAUUGUAACAUAUGCGAAACCAGAAUUGGAUUAGCCAACGAUUUCAUUGAUAGCAUAGACUAUGAGAUGACAGUGGUCUUUCAUAAAAUGUAUAAUGUGCAAGUGGACGAAGAGAAAUACCAUAGACAAGUAAAUGGAAAUACCGUAGCUGAUACGUACUGUGUCAAAUGCGGAAUGCUGCUUGGGAUGAAACUUAUUGUAGUCCCUUAUAGCAACCAGACUGUGCAUCAUAGAGAAGGAAACUUUUUGAUGAACGCGCUCGAACUUAUUGAUUGUAAUAAUAAGCUGAUGUAUUUAGAUGAAACUGAAGAAGAUGAAGAGUAUGAAGAACAGGAUGAUGCAGAUGCGAAUGAGCACGAUCAUGAUCAAGGUGGAGGGGCAGAUGAACAGGAUCAUGAUGACGAUGGAGGUGCUAAUGAGCAAGAUCAAGAUGAAGAAGAUGAAGAGUAUGAAGAAGAUGGUGGAGGUGCUAAUGAGCACGAUCAUAAUCAAGGUGGAGGGGCAGAUGAACAGGAUCAUGAUAACGAUGGAGGUGCUAAUGAGCACCAUCAUGAUCAAGGUGGAGGGACAAAUGAUCAAGAUGGCGUUAAUGAACAUGAAGAUAAUGAUGAAGAUUGAGGCACCAACAAACAAAAUGAAGAUGCUGAUUAUACAAUAUAGAUAAUGAGCAAAAAAUUGAUUAUGCUAUUGAACAAGAAGAUGGAGGCUGUUGUAAUUGCACGUAGUGGUUGUGUAUGUCUAAUAAUUUCUGAAAAUUCUGUUUUCAUUUUGGAGACUGAAAACUUACUUGUAAGAUCUACCAUUCUAUAAGUCACGUGUCAA